AUGACUGAUCAGAUAAGUCACCUGGGGAAAACACUUAGCACUGCGGCAUCGGUUCUUAUAGGAUCCCAAGAUAUUGAGAAAAACGUCGAGAACAAUCUAUUAUCGAACUCUCCUAGGAACCCAUAUAGAAAGACCUUACAAGAGAGUUUAACCGCAGCUGAUUUCAUGAACCAUGAGACUUUUGAUAAGCUUAGAAAGACAAGAGCUAUUGCAUCUACUUUGUCUGAGGAUAGCAAGGGAUUGUACUCCCAAAGAAGUAGGGAAAAGUAUUUUACCAAUAAGGUUUCUGACAAAAAGACCACAUUUAAAGUGUUGAGCCAUUUAAGUGAUGAUUUGCUGAAGGAUCUCCCAGAAACAGCUGAAAGUAAGAGUAACACCAGAGAUCAAGGUGAAACGAAAUUGUUGAAAGAGUCUGACUCUACCGAUGCUAGUCAAGAGCGUAUAUUCUCACUAUAUCAAGGGUUUGAAGCAUCCAUACCGGUUAUCAACCGGUCUGUAGAGAAAGAGCACUUACUUCUAGAGCAAAAUAAUCAGGAAUCUGCAGCUCAAAUACUGCCGCAAAUGGGUAACAAACCUAGGAUAAGGAGUGGCCCUUGGGAGGACUUACUUGAAUCAAAAGAAGAUACGUACAUUUCCUUGGACUUUAACCCAGAAAGAAUAUCAAAUAUUAAAUCCAAGAAAGAACUAGAAAGAAUCAAUGAAUUAGCUAACAACAAUUUGGUUAUGCUGGAUAUCAGGAAAAAACUGUCCGCUGAUGAAAUUGAUGAAAUCAAGAAACAGAUACAAGAUCUGCAAUUGAAACAAAACCUUCUAGUAAAAAAGAUUGCUGCAAUAGAAGAGAACGAGUUAUUUUUGGAAGAUAUUAUAAGAUUGAUUGGACACCGUUCCGCUGAUUUCUCAAAUGAUACACAAAUUGAGUUUGACCAGGCAAAGUCACUCUCAGGCCUAAAUAAUCCUGAGUCGAUGAUCGAUGCCACAAGACCAACCGCAUUGGAAAGAAAGAACUCAAUAGAUAUUGUAGAAACAUCUCUAAAUGAAAUUAGGACAUCCUUUGAUGGUAGCAAGCAAUCCAUAGAAGGAAAAGAUAACCAUAAUGCAUUAAAUGGAUUCUUUGAAGAUGCCAGUAACAAAAAAUCAAGAAAAGCUCAACCAACAGUUCAGAAAUACUAUAACUCUGGGAAAAAGUUAUCCACUAUACCUAAAGCUCAUGAUGAUGCUAUUACAUGUUUAGAUUUUGACCCCCAUUUCAGUACUUUGUGCACUGCAGGGUACAUGGAUCAUAUAGUUAAGCUGUGGGAUUAUACGAAGAAACGUCAAAUUGGGGCAAUGGAAGGACAUGUUGCAACGAUUAGUUGUAUGCAAGUGGACAAAAACUACAAUAUGGUUGCCACCGGUAGUAAAGAUGCCACAGUAAAACUUUGGAACGCAAAUGAUGUCAUAGGGAGAUAUGAAGAAGGAAAUAACAGUGAAGCAUUACAUACCUUAGAUGCACAUUUAGAUGAGGUAUCAUCACUUUAUAUCGAUGGUGCCAAUUUGAUGACUGCUUCACAAGACAAAACCAUUAGAAGAUGGGAUUUGUACUCUGGGAAAUGCAUUCAAGUCUUUGAUGUUAAUUUCCCAAGUUUAUCUGCAUAUAAAAGCAGCUUCAUGAAAAGCAAUGAAGAUAGCAUGAUUUUAAAAACCGUAAACACUCCAAUUAUUGGGAGUAUUCAAAGCUUUGAUGCUGCUUUAGCUACUGGUACUAAAGAUGGUUUAAUCCGGUUAUGGGACAUGCGUACUGGUGAAGUGGUCCGUGUUUUGGAGGGUCAUAUGGAUGCUAUCACAUCACUAAAAUUUGACGCAACCACCAUUAUCAGCGGCUCAUUAGAUGGAACUAUACGCCUGUGGGACCUAAGAUCAAAUAAUCUGACUGACAUUAUUAGCUAUGAAAAGCCGAUUUCAUCCCUAGAUUUUGAUGCAAAGCAUAUCGUAGUGGCAUCCAAUGAACAUAAUACUCAUAUUUAUGAUAGAAAUGACGGUAAUAAGUGGGAUCUACAGGAUGAAGAACAAGAUACAACAUCCUUGUUCGUCAAAUACAAGGAGAGAUAUACCAUGGAAGGAAGAUCAAACGGUGACAUAGGAAUUUGGAUCGUAUAA
Messenger RNA from Nakaseomyces glabratus, 2136 nucleotides. RefSeq names its product Mdv1p (gene MDV1). NCBI's taxonomy places the organism in Eukaryota, Fungi, Ascomycota, Saccharomycetes, Saccharomycetales, Saccharomycetaceae. The record is from RefSeq and is a predicted model, not a curated record. Gene Ontology annotation, molecular function: protein binding.